Boleophthalmus pectinirostris (great blue-spotted mudskipper) is the source of this 819-nucleotide messenger RNA. RefSeq lists its product as uncharacterized. Bases 1 to 819 code for a protein of 272 amino acids. The record is from RefSeq and is a predicted model, not a curated record. Gene Ontology annotation, biological process: cell surface receptor signaling pathway. NCBI's taxonomy places the organism in Eukaryota, Metazoa, Chordata, Actinopteri, Gobiiformes, Gobiidae. The transcript is spliced from 4 exons.
AUGGAUAGAUCCACGGCUGUCUGGGCUCCGAGCUCUGGUCUGGCCGUGGGCUCUGAGCUCCAGUUCUUCCGUCGUCCAAUAGGGGUGUCCUGCUUGUUUUUUGACACUGCGGUCUCGCUUAUGAACAAGGCGCAGGCAAUCAACAGCUCUGCCCUGCCAGUGAUCAAAUACCCUGCAGUCCACUGCAUCACACUUCAGCUGACCAUGGACUACACGUCUUUGGUACUAUCCCAGUGCAGGGACAUCAGCUUUAAGAUCUCAGAGGUCAGAGUGAUGAAGGGUCACUGCCGUCAGCUGGGACAGAAGCUCACUUCUGUGGAAAAAAUGGUCUUGACCCUCCAGUCAUCUGGCUCCAUAACUCCACAGGUGGGUGGAGCUCUACAGACUCUCUACACCACUCUGAUGAGUGCAGACAGCCUGCUUCACAAAUGUGCUGUGAAUCGAGUGGUGAACAAGGGCACUUACAAGAACGAGUUUAACAUCCUGGACCGGCAGAUCCAGGACAGUCUGAGAGUCCUGGCCACCAUCCCACAUGUUAACCUGGUCCCCUCCACCAACAUGGCCCCACCCACCAGCCAAGCCCCCUCCUUUGGCUUUGCGCCCUCUAUCGGCUUUGCGCCCUAUCCAGGCCAUGCCCCCUACAUUAGUCAUGCCCCCUCCAUUGGGCACACCCCCUACCCUAGCCACGCCCCCAUCAUGGGCCAUGCCCCCUACCCUGGCCAUGCUCCAAACCAUGCUUCCUCCAACAGCCAUGCCCCCUCCCCAAUCAUCAUAGAUGAAUCAAUUAAUCAAUAUAACUUUACUCAUACCUAUAAAUAA